Babesia sp. Xinjiang is the source of this 717-nucleotide messenger RNA. RefSeq lists its product as uncharacterized. The record is from RefSeq and is a predicted model, not a curated record. The transcript has a single exon. The coding region runs from base 1 to 717 and encodes 238 amino acids. Lineage: Eukaryota; Apicomplexa; Aconoidasida; Piroplasmida; Babesiidae.
AUGGAUAAGACAACGCCAUUUCUUGCGUUAUUCCUGUUAUAUUGGUUAGGUAAUGCUCUAUGCUUGAACAUUUCAUCGCGAAAGCCCGGGCCAAUUCAGACACAUUCACUGGCGGCGCUGGGAGGUAGCGGUAUAAGAGAAAGGACCUUUCAGAGGCGUUGGAGGAUCCACAGCAAGCUUCGCAGCGAUACAGCUGCUGAGCUGAGGCAAGAGCUUCUGAAAAUUGCCAAGAAUAUCCCCAACACUCGAAAAUCGCUGAUCGACGAUACCAAGUUCGUACAGGCUGAGGCCGAAAGAAUCCUCAAAAUUAUUCUGCCAGAUAACUUUGAGAUAUUCUUAGGCAAGUAUUAUGAUAUAAAACACAUCAAACACCGCGGAUUCAUGGGUGAUUUAUGGAAUUGGCUGGUGAGGGAAGAAGAAUUCGUCACUUACUCCGCCUGGCAGUACAGACCAAAUAUAUUAUACAAGGGAGGCAACCUAACGUUAGAGCUUCACUACAAAAUACCUGUUAAUAGCGAAGGUAAAAAGCUAUUUGUAUUCGAACCAAUCGUUGUUUACACUUGUGACGUAUCCCCUGGCAAGUACAUCGCAGGUACGGCACGUUUUAAUCCAGGUAAUGUAGAGAUUUUAACUCACCCAUUUCUGCCUUGGAAACGCAUAACAGCUGGCUCAUUUCAGAUACUUGCACCAUCACUUCCUACAGUAUUUUCAAGAUAG